This is a messenger RNA of Stylonychia lemnae, 1632 nucleotides long. Lineage: Eukaryota; Ciliophora; Spirotrichea; Sporadotrichida; Oxytrichidae. The record is from the annotation of a GenBank genome assembly.
AUGAAUAAUAAAAAACGAGCAUUAUCAGAGAUUUAGGAUGGCGAAUAAGAUCAUGCUGGUCUAGUGUGCAAAUCAGUUGUCACCCCUAAAAAGAGAAGACCUAAUAAUGAGACUUUCAUAAAGAGCAAAGAGCAAUUAUAACAAAUACAAUAAUAAAAUAUAUCAAAGCCUUAAAAAAGAAGUAGUGAAUCGAGUUAUGAUGAGCCUGACCUCGAUGUAAAAUUUAUAUCUGAUCAUAACCCAGUCUAAAGACAGGAUAAAGAAGAAGCUAAAAAUUCUCAACGAGAAGUUGAUGAGUUAAAAGAAGAAUAAAAAGAGAUUUGCAUAAAAUUUGAUGGUACUAAGCUCUACACUAAUAGGAUUAAAUUUUACUAUUCUAAGGCAAAAAUUGACAAUGCUUUGAGUUUCAAGCAACUCAUGAGUAAAGAUUUACUUGAUGAAAAAGAUCCAGGAUAUGAUGUGGAUGUAAAGUCAGCUAUCUUUGCUUCAUUUGAGUAUGAGGAAGAUCUAAUGCUUCCCUUGUUUAGUAGAAAGAUUCCAACAACUAUAUUUGAAGACUAGAUUAAAAGAACUGAUCCACUUAUUUUCUUUGCUGAUGAUGAAAUCAAUUGUAAUAAGAUUAAUGUCAACAAAUAUGACACGGUACCUUAUGCUUCUUACCACUCAAAAGUUAUUAUAUAUCAGUUUGAAGAUAGAUUGAGAGUAAUCCUAAGCAGUGCUAAUCUUACCAAUUACAUGUGGUAUUAUAUUCAGUAAUGCAUUUGGGCCUAAGACUUCCCGCUGCUUAAAUUGCCUUCAAGUAAAAGUAAAUUAGAGGAGCGAAAAAGUGAGAAUGACUUUAAGCAUUCUUUAGGAAAAUAUCUAGAGCAUCUAGUUCCAUGGAAUGUUAGGAAAAAUCCUGAUGUUUUCAGAUAGAAAAUAAACUUAGAUGAUUAUGACUUUAGCAAAGCCUAGGUUCACCUGGUAGAGUCUAUUAAUGGAAGAUUGAAAGGAGAUAAAAUAUCAGAAUAUGGAUUAAUGAGGAUAAAUUCUCUCAUAAAGUAACAUCAUCCGCUUCCUGAAAAAUCAAAAAUUUGGAUUCAAGCUUCUAGUAUUGGGAGGAUGUGGCCUAAGUAUCUGUAAGAUUUUUACUAUACUCUCACCGGAAUUCUGAUAAGUGAGGAAAGAAUUCAUGACAGAUUUGGCUUUAUUUAUCCCACUGAAUCGCAUGCAAGAAAAUCCAAUUUAGGCAUCAACAAUUGUGAUUGUCUUCACCUCAAAACAACAUCUUGGAGGUAAAAGGGAUUUCCUACUGGAAGCUUCUACAGGUAUGAAGGUAGAACUGAAUUAUUCAAUGAAGAUAUCGCUCACAGUAAGGUCCUCAUUAUUACUGACGAUGAUAAAGGAACAAUAAAUGAUAAUACAUUUAUCUAUAUUGGCUCUCAUAAUAUGUCAUCUAAUGCCUGGGGGAAGUUUGAAAGAAACAAAGAAUAAUUUACUAUAGCAAAUUGGGAACUUGGGGUCUCUCUUAUCCCUAAAGCUGAUUCUAAAGACUUGAAGUAGAGUUGGAUAGAGAGCUUAUGCUUUAAGUUUCCUCCAGUGAAGUACAAGUUUGGUGAUAUACCUUACUUUGGCGAUGUAGAUUACAAAUGA